Molecule: messenger RNA, 394 nt
Organism: Staurois parvus
Lineage: Eukaryota; Metazoa; Chordata; Amphibia; Anura; Ranidae
Source: the annotation of a GenBank genome assembly
AUGCAGACUGGUUCUACAAACAUUUGUGAAAGACUGUGCAAUAAGUCCAUCCAUGAAAUUUCCUUGCUACUAAAUUAUUCCACAAUCAACUGUUAGUGGUAUUAUAACAAAGUGGAAGAAACUGGGAACAACAGCAACUAAUAGAUGAAGUGGUAGGCCACUUAAAAUGACAGAGUGGGGUCAUCGCAUGUUGAGUCGCAAAGUGCACAGAAGUUCGUGUGGACUUCAUAUUAGCACAACAAGAGUACAUAGAGAGCUUCAUGGAAUGAGUUUCCAUGGUCGAGCAGCUGCAUCCAAGCCUUACAUCACCAAGUACACUGCAAAGCAUCGGAUGCACUGGUGUAAAGCAUGCCACCACUGGACUCUAGAGCAGUGGAGAAGUGUUCUCUGGAGU